This is a messenger RNA of Aspergillus luchuensis, 1851 nucleotides long. Its product is annotated as protein phosphatase 2A structural subunit TPD3. The coding region runs from base 1 to 1851 and encodes 616 amino acids. Gene Ontology annotation, biological process: protein dephosphorylation. The transcript has 9 exons. The record is from RefSeq and is a predicted model, not a curated record. Gene Ontology annotation, cellular component: cytoplasm; protein phosphatase type 2A complex. Lineage: Eukaryota; Fungi; Ascomycota; Eurotiomycetes; Eurotiales; Aspergillaceae. Gene Ontology annotation, molecular function: protein phosphatase regulator activity.
AUGGAGGGCCAAGGAGAGAACGACGAGCUUUACCCUAUCGCCGUCCUUAUUGAUGAGUUGAAGCAUGACGAUGUACUCCUCCGCCUCAAUGCCAUCCACCGUCUGUCUACUAUCGCUUUGGCCUUAGGGCCCGAGCGGACCCGGGAAGAACUUAUCCCUUUCCUUGAUGAUUCCGUCGAGGAUGAAGAUGAGGUUUUGACUGCACUGAGUGAAGAGCUGGGUAAUUUCAUAGAGUAUGUCGGGGGUCCGGAGUACGGGCAUGUACUCCUCUCUCCGCUCGAGAACUUGGCUGCUAUUGAAGAGCCUCUGGUCAGAGAAAAGGCUGUGGAAUCCCUCAAUAAGAUCGGCGAGCAGUUGUCCGAGAAGCAGAUCGAAGAGAAUUUCAUCCCGAUGGUUCUACGCCUGUCGAAAGCCGACUGGUUCACCUCGAAGGUUUCCGCGACCGGCCUGUACUGUGUUCCGUAUAGGAAGGCUUCUCCCUCAUCACAGCAGACCCUUCGGCAAUACUAUGGAGGCCUCGUACAUGAUGACACACCGAUGGUGAGGAGACAGUCGGGCAACAACUUGGCGAAGUUUAUCAAAGAAUUGAAUACCCAAAUCGUUAUUGAAGAGAUGAUACCCCUGUUUCAGCACCUUGCAACAGACGAGCAAGACAGUGUCCGCUUGCUUACAGUUGAUGUUCUCAUCUCGAUCGCGGAAGAGAUCCCCAAGGAGCAGCAGCCCAGCCAUGGUGUUCUUUUGACCUCCUUGCGCAACCUGUUCGAGGAUAAGAGUUGGAGAGUCAGGUACAUGGUUGCCGAUAGAUAUGAGAAGAUCGCUAAAGCUGUGCACGAAGAGGUCGUGACUCGUGAUAUGGUCCCCUCUUUUGUCAAGCUUCUGAAGGACACCGAAGCCGAAGUCCGUACUGCCAUUGCUGGACAGAUCCCAGGCUUCUGCAAUCUGAUUGACCGAGACACAUUGCUCAACGAAAUCAUGACUAGCGUGGAAGACCUUGUUUCUGAUCCAUCUCAGCAUGUGCGCGCCGCUCUUGGUACUCAGAUCAGCGGUCUUGCACCGAUACUCGGAAAGGAGGAGACCAUUGCGCACCUCCUCCCGAUGUUUUUGCAGAUGCUUAAGGACGAGUUCCCCGAUGUCCGCCUUCAUAUCAUCUCCAAGCUGGAAUUGGUCAACAAAGUUAUCGGCAUCGAUCUUCUCUCACAGUCACUUCUCCCAGCUAUUGUGCAGCUGGCCGAAGACAAGCAAUGGAGAGUGCGUCUCGCAAUCAUCGAAUACAUUCCCCUGCUUGCAAGCCAAUUGGGAGUCAAGUUCUUCGACGAACAGCUCAGCGAGCUUUGCAUGGGCUGGCUCGGUGAUACAGUUUUCUCUAUUCGUGAGGCUGCUACUCAAAAUUUGAGGAAGCUGACGGAAGUGUUUGGUGUCGACUGGGCUAAGGGCUCUAUCAUCCCCAAGGUGAUGGGGAUGGGUCAACACACCAACUACCUGUACAGAAUGACAACUUGCUUUGCCAUCUCCACUCUCGCACCCGUUGUUUCGCUGGACAUCAUCGAGAACUCAAUUCUCCCCAUCUUGGAUCGACUUGUCUCGGAUGAGAUCCCCAACAUCCGUUUCAAUGUGGCCAAGUCUUAUGCCGUGCUGAUCGAUACCCUGCGUCGCCUCCCCACAGAGGGAACCCUCACAGACCUGGAGAAGGCAGGUAAAACUGCCACACCAUCCCCGCGGGGUCAGGACCUCAUCCAGCAAAGAAUCCUCCCCAGCUUGGAGAAGCUGCAGGAGGACGAAGACGUUGAUGUUCGGUAUUUCGCAACGACUGCCGCAGGCGGCCACGAGGAAGUCAUGCAGACUUCACCGUAG